Cryptotermes secundus is the source of this 1301-nucleotide messenger RNA. RefSeq lists its product as uncharacterized. The transcript has 6 exons. The record is from RefSeq and is a predicted model, not a curated record. Bases 196 to 972 code for a protein of 258 amino acids. NCBI's taxonomy places the organism in Eukaryota, Metazoa, Arthropoda, Insecta, Blattodea, Kalotermitidae.
AGAAGUUUGAAUAGCAAGGUCUUCACGUGUAUAGCUGUUAUUUUAUCUUUAGAUAAACAAUUGACUUUUUCCUAGUUAAGAUUGCAUUCAUGUCCAUAUGUAGUGAGUUUGUGUACAUGGGCGUAAUAUUUUACCCCCUACAGAAUAGCAAAUGAUAAUAUAUGUUGAAGAGGUGUUAAAUUUGAGAGGGUUGUCAUGAUAGAAAGGAAGGACGAGACAAGCUCACCAGCAGGCAGUAGUGCAGAUGUGACAAAUCCUGCAGCUAGCUUAGCACAGUCUCACCAUUUGCUGCAGCUAACAACUUGUGAAGUUCAAGCGAAACUUCGUGAAUCAUUUGCUAGGCUGACUGAAGCCUUGCAGUCUCGUGAGAAGCAGCUCUUGCGGCAAAUUGAUGUUCUCCACAGUCAACAGAUAGCUCUGUUGCAGUCACAGCAUUCUAUCCCUACCAACUGCAUCACUGGUGCUGCAGUUGGAUCAGUACCUCAGGUUACGUUGAAUCUGGACCAAGAGGAGUAUUUGUAUGACAGCAUUUUGUCCUUUGGAAAAGUUAGCGUGAAAGGAGGAAAUCUUGUUGCAAUUGAGGGAAGUGUGGCACCAUUCUCUGUCCCUUACAGAGUUGAGGAGUACCAGGAUGCGAAUGAAGACCACGUGUGCCUCUACAAACCUCUCUCAAAUCACUCAACACCUCAACAGCAAAUUGUUCGAUUUAACUUUGCUCCACGUCUGGAGGGAUUUAGUGAAGUACAACAGCCACAGGUGGAAACAUCAGCCGCAGCAGGAUCUGCACUUAGUAAAGUAUCUUCUGAAACUUUGGCAUCUGCAAAUGACAGCUUUAUUGGUGACAGUCGACGUCCAUCUCAAGUUCAGCAGUGGUUGCAGCAAAUAAUGGCAGAAACAGAGACAGAGCCAUCCAUAGGGGAACAGGAGAAGAACUUUGCUUCCUUAAGCCAGUCAGAACGUCUUCUUGACUGAUUACUGUACAACCGCUUUUGAGUUCAGAGAUGUGUCACAGGCAGACACUGUGAAUAACAGUUUCCAGAUUGUAGGAUAUUAUGGAUUUUAAACUUUGGCACUCAUAAUCAGCUUUACUAGAUUACACUAUAAAUAUGGAUUAUUCUGCUGAAAGUAUUCAUUUUUUUAACGGGUACCAUAGAGGCUGAUUUUAAGUGCAUUUUGUGUUUAUAUUAUUAUGAUACUUUGUUAGUUAGUGGUAAUUUAUUUAUAAUAUAAUAUUUAUUCCAGUUCUGUAGGUUAUUCUAACUUUUGUAUGAAGGCUGAAUAAAUGUAAGUACUUUACUUUA